AUGUCCAGCACUCCAGGCGUCACCAUCUCGCCAACCGGCCAAAAGAUCUUCAUUCCGCUGGAGAACAAUCCCGCUGUCUUCAGCGAUCUGGUGCAUCGUCUCGGAGUUUCCUCCCAACUCACCUUCCACGACGUCUACUCCCUCGACCUCAUCCAAAGCAUUCCCCGCCCGGCCCACGCUCUCAUCUUGAUCGCCCCGGCCCCCGUCUACUACGCGGUCCGCAGCAAAUACGACGGAUACCCUUCCACCCCGCCCAUCACCUACAACGCCAGCGGACCGGCGAAACCCGUCAUCUGGUUCAAACAGACCAUCGGACACGCCUGCGGCCUUUACUCCCUCAUCCACGCCGUCGGGAACGGUUCCGCCAAAGCCCACAUCCACCGCGACUCCCUCCUCGACCGGCUCUUGCACUCCGCAAUUCCCUUGAAGAGAAAGGAGCGGGCGGAGGUGUUGUACAAUUCACAAGAAUUGGAGGAGGCGCAUAUGGCGAGUGCGAGGAUGGGGGAUUCCCGCGCCCCGUCCAGUCAGGAGCCGGUGGGAUAUCAUUUCAUUACCUUUGUCAAGGGCGACGAUGGGCACUUGUGGGAGUUGGAGGGUAGUUGGGAUCCCCUUGAUCGCGGCGAGUUGGGAGCGGAUGAGGAUGUGUUGAGUGCUAAGGCGCUGGAGGUGGGGGUGGGAAAGUACAUGCGCGAGGCGGAAGUGGUGGGUAAUGCCGAACUGUCCAUUGUGGCUUUGGCGACGGGGGAAUGA
Messenger RNA from Ramularia collo-cygni, 750 nucleotides. Its product is annotated as related to ubiquitin thiolesterase L3. Gene Ontology annotation, biological process: ubiquitin-dependent protein catabolic process; protein deubiquitination. Bases 1 to 750 code for a protein of 249 amino acids. Gene Ontology annotation, cellular component: cytoplasm. The transcript has a single exon. Gene Ontology annotation, molecular function: cysteine-type deubiquitinase activity. The record is from RefSeq and is a predicted model, not a curated record. Lineage: Eukaryota; Fungi; Ascomycota; Dothideomycetes; Mycosphaerellales; Mycosphaerellaceae.